Molecule: messenger RNA, 1570 nt
Organism: Effrenium voratum
Lineage: Eukaryota; Dinophyceae; Suessiales; Symbiodiniaceae
Source: the annotation of a GenBank genome assembly
AGGAGCAUCAAUGGGUUACCAUUCGCGGCCCAGUCUCCGAGCGGACGGCAGUCGGGGGAGACUGGCACAUCUUGCCGCACAUGCAGACCAGGGAUGCUUGGAAGAGCCGCAUGGGCAGCCGUGCACAAGCCUUGAGCAACUUCCUGGAGAGGCGUCAGGUGAGCAUCGACAGCUGCUUUGUUUGCUCCAGAAAUGGAGCUGGGCCUCCCUCCUGCUGGGCGACGCACAUCGCAGCGCCGACCCACUUCAAGGAGAUGGGCCGCGUAUGCCAAGACGGUGUCAGCAUAGACAUUCUGCGCGAAGAUAUGUGGGAAAGCUGGCGGGUGCCACGAGGCGCCAUUGCCUUCAACCAUGCCGAUGGCGUCGUGAUUAUGUGCAAAGGUGCGCCCACAGUCCUACCAGGCCAAAAUGGGGCGACGUUGCCAUCCCAGAUGCAGCCACCAAUGGCUGCAUGUGUGCCGCCGAGCCAAAUGCUGCCAAUGCAGCCAAUGCCAUGGCAGCAGGUACCUCCAGCAUGCGCGCCUGCCGUGUCCCCGAUGGGAGGACCGCCUCAAGGCUCUCUCGGCGUGCUGGACAUGUGCCCUGAGCCCAACAAGUGGUACAAGCUGCUACCGCCAGUGGGCGAUCCACAAAAGCAAGGCGGGGACUUCAAUUGCUGCCAUUGGCUGCAGUCAAGGGCAGGUUGGAAGAAAUCCAUGAAGGAUCCCGUGCAGAAAUUGGAGGACAUUCUCACUCGCUACCAGAUCUACCCGAGUUGCAACUUCUGCCCGAACGUCGGUGACUUUGCGGGCCACCUGCCCGCAGACAAGCACUUCAAGAACCUUUGCUGUCAACUACAACCCGGCGAAGACAUUCGGCGAAUCGCCACUGCGCCUGGAUGGACUCAGCAGUGGAACGUCCCAGGAGGUGGUGUGAAAUGGUUCCACCUCCACGGCCAGAUUGCCAUCUACAAAGGCAGUCAACCCACUUGCGAGAGCGUGUUCCCCCUGCAUCCAUCGCAGCAAGCGCUGCCAGCGCCUGGACCCACUGCCACUGGGCAGCUGCCAGCGCCUAGGACUGGCCCAACGCCGCACCCGCCGUUGCCGGCUCCUUGUCCUGCGCCUUCGCCUUGCCAGUGUCAUUCGGCGGCGCCUCAGGCAUAUCCUGCGGCCGCGGCGGAGAUGUCCGCUAGCCAUUGGGUUUGGCAGAACUCCUGGGAUGUGAGAAACCUGGAAGAGCUAGUGGAGGAGCUGACGGACCUGCAACCCCCCACGGAGGACGCUGACCUGCGAUAUCUGCGAGGUGGAUCUUCAAGUGCCCCAGGAUCUGGAGACCCAUUUGGCAUCCCCGCACCACUUCCAGAAUUUGCUGCGCAAAGCAGGCUUUGGUCGGCAGCGCUGGGCAUGCCGCUCACUUUUGCAGCAGCAAUUCAGCUGCAGAGGUGCGAAGAUGAUCCUGGACCACUGGUCGUUGAAUUGGAAGACUGAGCGGCAGUUUGCAGAGGCAGACAUUGAAGAUGUUUAGCGCUAUGUUUAGGCGGAGCGGGCCGCUUCGGAAUCGACGCGUGGUAUGAAAGCGUCCUGGACAUUGG